UGCUUGACGCAGUUGGGAUGUCUCAUGGCAGAGCAGCAGCCAGUCCUGAAAGUAAAAGCAGUCGUAAAACUUCGCGAAGCUCUUUGGCUACCGUGUAACUCGCAUCUUCCCUCUCGACGUCGUUAAUGCUAGAUAACAACCAGUUGACAGACAUGGUGGAAAGUGGUGGAAAGAGCUAUUUGUGUUAUUCCGUUGCUACAACUUUGCUCAGCCCAACAGCCGUUCAGCCGCGACCACACCCUCCCUGCUUCCUCAUAGUACUGUAGCGGGAGCGCGCAGCACGACUUUGAAUCUCUGGGAAUAACGGCCACUUCUUCCAGCUACGUUUACGGUUCCGUUACCGUGGGACCUGCUAAAAGAAGUGAGUUUAAUGUUCAAACACCACCUACUGGUAUGGAUAUGAGAAGCGACUCCCCCACGGAGGAUAUGCGGGGCUACACACUCUCUGGUCCCGAGUUAAGACGCUGAGGAGGUGGAGGGCGGACAGACGGACGAUGCAUAUGGAGUCGAAGCGACCGGAGCAACUGCUAGCUUCUAACCCAGGGCUCUGUUUGAAGAAGAAGAGGUUGAAAGUGGAUUGAGGGGUUCGUGUUUUUGGACAGUCGGCCUUUCGGUGGAUAUUACUUGGAAGGACUCAUGAAAUGAUGGUGCUGGAGGGAAACACAAGUCUUCCCGCUAUCCAGAAGAGCUGCCCGGGUGUUGCCCCGUUUGUAUCCAGCAUGAGUACGCCAGGCCGGUCAAGCUCAUUGGGAACAACUCGGACAAGAUCUCGGUGCUGUGUCAGACUACUUGCUCCGAUGCGAGUGGACACAAAAUGAUAUCCUAUUGAUUACAGUCAAAAAAAGACUCAAAAGGCAUCUAGUAAAUGUUGAAGAUGUUUUCUUGGCUGCAGUCUUAAAAGAAAAGGCAUCUAACGUUACAGAAAUAGCACAGAGGCAAUUCAAUAGAUGUAAUUCCAAUUGGGAAUGUGUUCUUGUUUGAAAAGAUAAGGAGCUUUGACAUUACUUUCACAGCCUAAUUCUCAAUCUGCACUUUGCCUUUACAGAAGGCACCUUGGUGGCACUGCAGCUUGUGUGUGAUUUAUUUUUUGAUUCAGAAAUCUGUGAAUCUGUUCCACAAAAACCUGGGACUAUAACAAGAAUAUUGACUUUUAGUAAGAAUGGAUUAUGUUGUUCAGGGCAUUUAAAUUCAAUUUAAUUCAUUUAAAGUUAAGAGCAUAUAAUUUAACACUGAUUACUGAGGUUGUGGGGAAUUUGAUCAACUGUGUUACAUGGUAAAAUUACUAAUAACCAAGGCAGAUAACUGAGAAUAUGCCAGACCAUAGUCUGUUCCUGUAUUAUAAUAUACUAUAGAGACACAUUCAUUAACGAUGGAGAUGUUAUUCAAACAUAAGUGAAUGCAGUAAUUAAGUUUUGCUUUCUUCUACAUGUUUACAUUGAGAAUACAUGUCCUGUGUGUCGACAUAUAAUGUACAGUUGAUUAUCUAUACUCUGAAGGAAUUUAAGGAAGACUGUUUGGCCAGUUGUUAUUUAAAGGAGUUUGUAAAAAACAAUGAGGUGAGGCUUAUCUUGGAAAUGUCUUAAACAAUACAAUGCAGUGUGCAGCAGCAUAAAACUAUAAAUAACCAAACCCCUCCAGAAGAGCAGUUUGACUACCACCCCCACCUCUCCACACACACACACGCACGCACCCCCCCCCCCACACACACACACUCCCCUCCUUAUUAUGGCUAGUGGUGGUUCUGGCAAAUCGGCGAGUGAGGGAUCAACCAGCAUACCCAGUGGCAGUUUGCAGCAGAGAAAGCGUCUCUCCUCCAUCUGUGACACAUGUAAGGGAAAGAUGCAGCUGGUGGCUGACCUCCUCUUGCUGUCCAGUGAGACCAGGCCGGUCAUGACCUCUGAAGGCGUGGCAGUGGCUGACACCUUUGACCAGUGCCGUGACACGGUCAUCGCCAGGACUAAAGAACUCUCCAUUCUCACCCACGACAUCCAGAGCCAGCUCAACAUGGGCCGCUACAUCGAGGUGGGGGACCGCCUUUUGGAGAUGGCUGACCUUGUGGUGUCAUUGACUGAGUGCUCAGCCCACGCCGCUUACCUGGCGGCCGUGGAGACCCCUGGCUCUCAACCCUGCCUGCCAGGUCUGGUGGACCGAUACAAGGUAACCCGCUGCCGGCACGAGGUGGAACAGAGCUGUGGUGUCCUCCGUAUCACACCCCUACCAGACCUCACCCCCCAGCUCCUCCUCGAGCUCUCUCAAAACAUCUCCACCAACCUCAAGACUCUGACGGACAUCUCGUCGCUGGCCAGUGAGAGGUCCAGGGACCGCUUUGCAAAAGAACAGUUCAAACUGAGCGUGAAGAGCAUGAGCACGAGCGGCACAGCCUUCCUGGCGUGUGUCAAAGAGGUGAAAACCCAGCCCAGUGAGCUAACCAGAAACCGCUGCGUCCUUUUCAGUGCCGCCCUGGUCCAGGCUGUGAGCGCUCUGGUCGGGUUCGCCACAGAGCCCCAGUUCCUGGGAAGAGCUGCGAGUAUCUCCACUGAAGGGAAGGGGGUACAGACUGCAGUGUUAGGGGGGGCCAUGAGUGUGGUAUCAGCCUGUGUCCUCCUCACUCAGGGCCUCAGGGACGUUGCCCAGCAUCCCGAGAGCAGCUCCAAAAUGGCAGACUACCGGGAGCGUCUGCGUAACUCGGCGUGCGCUGUGUCUGACGGCUGCACGCUGCUCACUCAGGCACUCAGAGAACGCUCCUCUCCAAGAACUCUGCCGCCAGUCAACUCUCAUUCUGUGAAUUAGUUUAGGAAGAGGCAACAUGAUCUCCAGUUCCCCUCUGUCCUAUUCUGACAUACCAAAGAGACUCACUUGGGCUGUCCCUGUUCAUCAGGUUUAGAGUCAGAGUAACAUCAGAAGAAGGCUGUCUGUGGGUCUGUCCAUGUGGUUGAAGUGUGUCAGAACGCAAUGGAGCACAGAAACAACCGCUGCAGGGUUUUGUGUCACGCUGGAUGUGACUCAGAACGUGUUAGAAAUGGACCACUUGCUCUGAAGCCUGACCCAGCCUCACCUGACAGCCUGCUCUCAUCAACAGACGGCAGCCUUCAAACCUGAAAAGUUUACCUCAGUUUUCAGCUUCAGUGAAAACACCAGCCUUGAUGAUGGAUGUAGCCUCGCUGUGUGAACCUAUGGUUGGCUGACCUGCUCAAUUAUAUGUGCUUUGUGAGAUUGGAAAGAGUGAUCUGAGUGUCUCAAUAUUUUUUUUCAACAUGUGUGAAUUCUUAAUUGGUAAAAAGCUGCUGUGAGUGUGUGCCAUAGGUUUUACACUAUUUACCAGACUUUGCAUAGUAUUUUAAAGUGUUUUGAUCAUGCAUGUAAUAGAGUAUUUAUUUCAACUAUUAAAAACGUUGUUUCUGAUA
This is a messenger RNA of Seriola aureovittata, 3404 nucleotides long. RefSeq names its product talin rod domain containing 1 (gene tlnrd1). The coding region runs from base 1726 to 2790 and encodes 354 amino acids. Gene Ontology annotation, molecular function: actin binding. Lineage: Eukaryota; Metazoa; Chordata; Actinopteri; Carangiformes; Carangidae. The record is from RefSeq and is a predicted model, not a curated record. The transcript has a single exon.